This is a messenger RNA of Camellia sinensis, 1719 nucleotides long. RefSeq names its product eukaryotic initiation factor 3 gamma subunit family protein. Gene Ontology annotation, biological process: tRNA methylation. Gene Ontology annotation, cellular component: tRNA (m1A) methyltransferase complex; nucleus. NCBI's taxonomy places the organism in Eukaryota, Viridiplantae, Streptophyta, Magnoliopsida, Ericales, Theaceae. The record is from RefSeq and is a predicted model, not a curated record.
AGGUCUGGCCAAGUGCCGAGUAACAGAUUUUUAUCGUACGCCGUCAUACAGUGAGGCACAACACGGGAAAAUCACAAACCCUAGAUUUCCCUCCUAAAUCCCUAAUUUUCCAUCAACACUGGAAACACUGAAAAUUUUCUCUGUGGGAAUUAAAUUUUUUCUUUUGUCGGAAAAAAUAAAAUAAACAUUCAAAGAUGCUCCAGAAUAACAAACUUGAGGAAGAUUCAAAUCAAAACCCUAGAGUUACCUGGGAAGGUUGCAGUGUCUUGCUCGACAUCAACGAUGGUGACCGUCUCGUUUUUGCUCGUCUCACUGCUGCCUCGAGUUUGAAAAUUGGGAAUAAGAAUUUUCUUCUUCAGCCAUUGAUUGGUCGUCCUUUUGGUUCUUUGUUUCAAGUUGAGAAUGGAAAGGAAGGACCAUUUUUAUCUCCACUUUCUAUUACUGAAGGUGAUAAUGUUGAAGAAAAAGGGGAUUGCCAAAUUAACGACGAGUGCAAAGACAACCGAGGAUUGGUUGAUAAUAAUACUGCCCAAAGUCUCACUGGUGAAGAUAUAGAUGAGAUGCGAAGGUUGGGUGCCACAGGGGAUGAAAUAGUCCAAGCUCUCAUUGCUAACAGUGCAACUUUUGAGAAGAAAACAUCAUUCUCACAAGAGAAGUAUAGACUAAAGAAGCAAAAGAAAUAUGCACCCAAGGUACUUUUGAGGCGUCCUUUUACACGAAGUAUAUGUGAGACAUACUUCAAGAAAUAUCCAGCCAGAAUUGGGUUCUUGCGGGUGGACUCUUUAUCUCUUCUUCUCUCCAUGGCGAAUGUCAGUGCACAUUCUGAUGUCCUUUUGGUGGAUAUGGUUGGUGGUAUUCUUACUGGUGCUGUGGCUGAACGUUUGGGAGCAGGUACAGGUUUUGUGUGCAAUACUUAUCUUGGGGUUACGCCAUAUCCAGUGGAUAUAGUAAGAAUGUUCAACUUCAGCAGUGAAACUUGCAGAAGGAUUGUGCAGUGUUCGCUCACUGACCUUUGUUCCACUCAAAAUGAAACUUCUGUGCAAAUUGGCCAAGCUGGAGAUGCCAUUGGAAGUCAGUCAAAUGAAGAAAAAUCUCCUCUGUGCUCAGAAAGCAUGGAUGGAACUGCACUUUCUUCUGAACAUGGGAUGCUGGAUCUUAUGCCCGAGACAUCUACUUCUCCAGUUACCAAAGCAUGCAAAACCCCAAAAGCCGGAGAGAAGGCAUCACAAGAGGCCAUCAACUUGUGGAAAGAAAAUGGGUUUUCUAGCCUAGUAAUUGCUACUCCAGAUGCGGAUGCUUGGACUAUUGUUAAAGAACUCCUCCCGCUUUUAUCAUUUUCAGCUCCAUUUGCAAUUUAUCACCAAUAUGUUCAACCUCUUGCAACAUGCAUGCACAAUCUACAACUUGGGAAAAUGGCAGUUGGACUGCAAAUUUCAGAACCCUGGCUUCGUGAAUAUCAGGUUCUUCCAUCGAGAACCCAUCCACAAAUGCAGAUGAGCUCAUUCGGUGGGUAUAUUCUAAGCGGUACUAGGAUAUGUAGCGAUGACCAGCCACAACUGAAGUAAUUGCUUCAAUUUUUUACCACAAAUUUUUUUUUUUAGGGAAGCAAUUGCCCACAUCUCAUAAUGUAUAAUUUCUUUGAUAAGAAGUGUACACUAGCUUUUCAAUUGCAAAUUUAAGAGUUUCAUUUGAACAAUAAAUUGUGCUUGAAUUUAAUUU